Messenger RNA from Motacilla alba alba, 3035 nucleotides. RefSeq names its product ankyrin repeat domain 42 (gene ANKRD42). The record is from RefSeq and is a predicted model, not a curated record. Lineage: Eukaryota; Metazoa; Chordata; Aves; Passeriformes; Motacillidae. The coding region runs from base 375 to 2000 and encodes 541 amino acids. Gene Ontology annotation, molecular function: protein binding. The transcript is spliced from 14 exons.
GAACGAGUGUUUGAUAACAGUUUUUGGUAAAAAAAGCCCAAACAAACAAAACAAAAAAACAAAAAAAAAAAAACCCACUAGAAUUAUGGAGCCUGCCCUUCGUUUUGAACAUCGAUGUGUCGUCUUACAGAAUUGAUGUUAACAGCUUUUUUUCUGAGCUUCAGUCCCAGGCUGCUGCCUUUGUCUUGUGCCAAGAAGCCAGGGCACCCACCCACCCUUGGCAUUCGUGUCCAUGCAGUGCAGAGGAACUGAGGCACUAAUACCUUGAGACCUUCAGUUUUAUGCUUUCUUGACUUGCUGAACAGUAGCCCAGUUCUCCAGGACUUGCAGCAGUGUGAAAUGUAAUCAGGGUGUUGGUGCAUUUUGGUAUCGGAAUGAUGACUACUGCAGAAGUUGUCAAGAAGAAGCAAAAUUACACCAGUGUGCAUGAAGCAGUGAAAGCUGGGGAUGUAGAACAGCUUGCAUCGAUGAUAAAAAGUGGAGCCAGUAUUAAUGAGGUGGAUGUAGUUCACAAAUUCACACCCUUGCAGUGUGCUGCCCACUCGGGAAGUCUGGAGUGCCUUCAGUGGCUGCUCUGGCAUGGAGCUGACACCGCGCGUGUGACUGUGAGAGGCUGGACAGCGGCUCACCUGGCGGCCAUCCGAGGGCAGGAUGCCUGCAUGCAGGCCCUGCUACUGAACGGAGCGGACGCUGCAGCUCGGGACGAGCGCGGGUGCACGGCCUCGCACCUGGCUGCAGCCCACGGGCACUCGUACACCCUGCAGACCCUGCUGCGCACCGGCGCGGAUGUAAAUGUUUCAGACAGGAAUGACUGGAAACCUGUUCAUUAUGCUGCUUUUCACGGUCGCUUGGGGUGUUUGCAGCUUCUUGUUCGAUGGGGAGCGUGUGUAGAUGAUGUGGAUAACAAUGGAAACCUUCCAGCACAUCUGGCAGCAGUGGAAGGACACUUGCAUUGCUUUAAGUUCUUGGUCAGGAAAAUGGCCAGUGUUACGCACACUCUGAAAGCCAGGAAUGACCAUGGAGAGACUCCAAGGGACUUGGCUGAACGGUUCUACAAGGAUAAUAUUCUGCAAUAUAUUGAUGGUAUGGAAAAAGAGGAGGAACAUCCAGAGACACAGGAAGUUUUAGCUUUCCCAGCUCAUGAUGCUGCUUUCAACGGGGACUUACUAGUGGUUAGAAGACUAGUGAGAAGUGGAGUAAUCAACAUUAAUGAGCGGGAUGAUAAGGGAUCCACUCUCCUGCACAAAGCUGCUGAACAGGGGCAUAUCCAUUGCUUACAGUGGUUGGUUGAAAUGGGAGCUGACUGUGACAUUACAAAUGAUGCUGGAGAGACUCCAAAGGAUGUAGCCAAGAGAUUUGGCCAUCUGGCAGCUGUGGAACUUUUGGCACCAAGAACUGGAAACAGUAACUCUAGUGAGGAAGAACUAGAUGCAAACAACAUCAAGUUUUUUGAAACACAUGGUGUGGAAGGGAGUACAGAUAGCAAAGAAGAUUUAACCCUGGAUAAAGCAGAGAAAAGGAAUGCACGUGCAUGUCUCCUCCUUGCAUUUUACCUACCUGGAGAACUCUGUCUUACAGUAAGGGCCUAUCACAAGAUUAAAGAACUUCAGAGGCUUCUAGAAAUUGCCUACAGCAACUACAGACAGCUGGGAGGAGUAACUGAAGAGGAGAGGAAGACGAGAAAAGAAGAAAGGAAAGUUGAGAAGGCCGUGAGGGAGCUGGAGGCCCAGCUGGAAUUUGAGCGAGUCAGGCGGGAGAAGCUGGAGAGCCAGCUGGAUGAUUACCGUGCUGAGAUAAACCAGCUCCGAGAGGGCCGGGGAAAAACCCGCACCGCCUCUGCUGCCUCUGCGGAAGCUGAGACAAUGGCCCAGUCGUGCAAAGAGGAAAAUAAAGAAGCAGUCAGCCUGCAGCCCAGGAGGAGUGCGACUGCACUGAGGAACAAACCUCAGAGGGGCAGCAGACUGGAGAAGAAAUUAGCUGCAAACAGAUGGAAGAAUUAACAACUCUAGAGCAGAGCCUCCUAAACCUCCCAGAGUGCUGCAGGUGUGACAGAACAAUUCCAGAAGCCAAGGGCUGGUCGCAGAUGCUGGACCCUGCACAGCAGCAGUGCUGAGAUGGGAGACCCAAGACAGCAGCCUAAGGAGCCACGUUUUCAGGGACACAUCCCAACAGCUAUGCUGGAUACUUCAGAGCACCACAGGCUACAGGGGCUUGUACUACUGUCACCCAGCCACUGGAAACUGCACUACAGGCUGCACCAGGGCUCACAUUCGACAUCUCAGAUUUCCCAUGGAACCAAAAUGACAGUGAAUUUGAAAAUGAGCUGUCAAACAUGGCAGCACUCCUGAAACCUGACAAGUUGUCCUUUGGAUUUGUUAUGCUGCUGUUUCAAUUAGUGUCAGAAUAAAGCUAAUUACAUUUGCCUUUGAACUUAUUCUCACUUCCAAAUAUAAUGCAUUACUCUCUUUUUAUCCAGCUCCUACACAAUAAAAACUUCACUGGUUAAUGUACAUAUUGAGAAGACUAAUCUCAAAUUAUGUUUUUGAACAAGCAGAAAUUUGUUCUGCUUGGAGGGGAAAAGUACAAGUCCUGCCACACAGAAACUGUGUGUCUCUGUGAAGACUCAGUGGGAGGCAGAACUGGUCACUCUCAGACCAGUCCUGAAUGACAGCAAACUUUCAGGCUAAUAUAAAUGACCUCAGCAAAACUUCUGUAGCAACUCCAUCAUAUCAAUGGCUGCUGCAGCAAGCAGAGGUACUGUCAAACUGGGUAAGGUAUUAAGGCUUUUAGGUUUUUUUUAACCAUGUCCAUAUUUGUCCUAAUCCCAGUUCUGGGCACAAUCCUAGUCCCACGGUGGCAUGCUCCCAGCUCUCCUGUGUUCUCUGUCACAUUUCUUCCAGCUGGAGGGGGAAAGGGAGAUCUCCUCCACCCAAUCCCAGUUAUCUGCUGCUACAGCUGACCUCAUUUAGCAUAUACUCCUAAACAGAAUUUUAUACAGCCACAAUCUGGUACCAGUACUCACCUCCUUGCCUGUC